GUACAGCUUUAAAUACAACCGAAAGAGUCGAAGUAGAAUUACUCCACAGGUCAGCUGUUCGCUGACGUGCUGCUCUUAAGCUCUUAAAUUAUAUAUUUAUUUUUAUUAGGAUUUUAUUAUAAUAUGACCGUGAACAACAUGGCAGAUCCAAGACGACCGACUAAGAUUUUUCGCUACAAGCCACCUAAUACAGAAACCAACCCCACAUUGGAAGAUCCUACACCCGAUUACAUGAACCUGCUCGGCAUGAUCUUCAGCAUGUGUGGCCUGAUGCUCAAGCUUAAAUGGUGUGCGUGGAUUGCAGUGUAUUGCUCGUUCAUCAGUUUUGCCAAUUCACGGAGCUCAGAGGACACUAAACAAAUGAUGAGCAGCUUCAUGCUGUCCAUAUCGGCCGUCGUGAUGUCGUAUUUGCAGAACCCACAGCCCAUGUCGCCACCGUGGUAACAAAUAAUCCAAACCCAAUAAGCCAUCUCAGCAGGGACUGCGUGAGAACCAGCUGAUCCACCCACUGUUCUUCUGGGACGCCGGGACAUGCACUCAUCAGCCCAGCUGGCCAAUCAGAGGCUGGCAAAUUGACCGAUGCAGUUCCUGUUAGACCGUUUCAUGUCUUCCCUGUGUUCAUCAGUUGUUUUUAUGUGGUAUAAUAUUCAUAUGCUGUGAAAGAUUGAGAAAUAAAUGAGUAAUUUUCUGCACUGCA
Carassius auratus (goldfish) is the source of this 697-nucleotide messenger RNA. Its product is annotated as protein Asterix. The transcript has 4 exons. Lineage: Eukaryota; Metazoa; Chordata; Actinopteri; Cypriniformes; Cyprinidae. Gene Ontology annotation, biological process: protein insertion into ER membrane. The record is from RefSeq and is a predicted model, not a curated record. Bases 124 to 444 code for a protein of 106 amino acids. Gene Ontology annotation, cellular component: endoplasmic reticulum membrane. Gene Ontology annotation, molecular function: protein folding chaperone.